Sabethes cyaneus is the source of this 661-nucleotide messenger RNA. RefSeq names its product bolA-like protein DDB_G0274169. The coding region runs from base 81 to 488 and encodes 135 amino acids. Gene Ontology annotation, cellular component: mitochondrion. Lineage: Eukaryota; Metazoa; Arthropoda; Insecta; Diptera; Culicidae. The record is from RefSeq and is a predicted model, not a curated record. The transcript has 3 exons.
AAACCAAACAAAUAUCAGUAACUUCGUGCUCGCUUAUAAAGCUUAAAACUGUACUAGUGCUGGAUAUUCCUUUAUUAGUUAUGUACCUUAAUGCAAUUGCUAAAGGAUUUGUUCCUCGCCAAGAACACAUUUCCUCAAUCAUUCAUCUAGGAAGCAGAAUGAGUACGCAGCUAAAACCAGUCGAAAAUGCAAUUCGCGAGGGUCUUACCAGCAAUCUAAAACCUGUUCAUUUAGAAGUAGUGAACGAAUCAUAUAUGCACAAUGUUCCAAAAGAAGCAGAAACACACUUUAAAGUUUUGAUAGUGUCCGAGCAGUUCGAAGGAGUAACUCUUAUAAAGAGACACCGAUUGGUAAACGAAAUCGUUAGGAAAAAACUGGAAGGUAAUUUUGUUCACGCCCUGUCAAUUGAAGCAAAAACUCCGGCGCAAUGGAAUGAGACGUAUAAGCUAGAACCAAGUCCAAACUGCCGUGGAGGGUUUGGCAGAUAAACGUUAUUUGUGUAGGAAAUACUCAUAUUUAGAUUAAACGAUUAGUGACUGCAAAAAAAAAUUUAUUUACAAAUCCCAAAACUAAACAUUUUAAAUGUUAUAGCUGUCCAGUCUUAGCUUGCCAUCGUUUUCUGUAAAGUACAUCAUAUCUGCCAUAGUUUGUUCGCAGAUUA